This is a messenger RNA of Lontra canadensis (Northern American river otter), 968 nucleotides long. It is a transcript of the gene HDGFL3, whose product is annotated as HDGF like 3. Gene Ontology annotation, molecular function: double-stranded DNA binding; transcription coregulator activity. Gene Ontology annotation, biological process: regulation of transcription by RNA polymerase II. The record is from RefSeq and is a predicted model, not a curated record. Lineage: Eukaryota; Metazoa; Chordata; Mammalia; Carnivora; Mustelidae. Bases 130 to 741 code for a protein of 203 amino acids. Gene Ontology annotation, cellular component: nucleus. The transcript has 6 exons.
GUCGGAGCGGCCGCUCGCCCGCCCGCUCGAGGCCCGCGGGGAGCGCGGCGCAGUCCGUCGGCCCACGGGGGGGCGGCCUCCCGGCAUCUUCGCGGCGACCAAGGACGACCGGGGGAGGAAGCGGCCGGGAUGGCGCGUCCGCGGCCCCGCGAGUACAAGGCGGGCGACCUGGUCUUCGCCAAGAUGAAGGGCUACCCGCACUGGCCGGCCCGGAUUGAUGAACUCCCAGAGGGAGCUGUGAAGCCCCCAGCAAACAAGUAUCCUAUCUUCUUUUUUGGCACCCAUGAAACUGCAUUUUUAGGUCCGAAAGACCUUUUUCCAUAUAAGGAAUACAAAGACAAGUUUGGAAAGUCAAACAAGCGGAAAGGAUUUAAUGAAGGAUUGUGGGAAAUAGAGAAUAACCCAGGAGUGAAGUUUACUGGGUACCAGGCAAUUCAGCAGCAGAGCUCCUCAGAAACUGAGGGAGAAGGUGGGAACACUGCAGAUGCAAGCAGUGAGGAGGAAGGCGAUAGAGUAGAAGAAGAUGGAAAAGGCAAAAGAAAGAAUGAAAAAGCAGGCUCAAAACGGAAAAAGUCCUACACUUCAAAGAAAUCCUCUAAACAGUCCCGGAAAUCUCCAGGAGAUGAAGAUGACAAGGACUGCAAAGAAGAGGAAAACAAAAGCAGCUCUGAGGGCGGAGACGCCGGCAAUGACACAAGGAACACGACUUCAGACUUGCAGAAAACCAGUGAAGGGACCUAACUACCAUAAUGAAUGCUGCAUAUUAAGAAAAACCAUAAGAAGGUUAUACAUUUGGUUGUCUAAUAAUCUUGGAUUUGAUAUGAACCAACACAUACUCCUUGUUGUCAUUGACAGAACCCCAGUUUGUAUGUACAUUAUUCACAUUCCUCUCUGUUGUGUUUGGGGGAAAAAAAGACAUUUUAGCCUUUUUUAAGGUUAUUGAUUUAAUUUCAUGUUAUUUGGUUGCA